Messenger RNA from Colletotrichum higginsianum IMI 349063, 381 nucleotides. Its product is annotated as HET domain-containing protein. The record is from RefSeq and is a predicted model, not a curated record. The transcript has 2 exons. The coding region runs from base 1 to 381 and encodes 126 amino acids. NCBI's taxonomy places the organism in Eukaryota, Fungi, Ascomycota, Sordariomycetes, Glomerellales, Glomerellaceae.
AUGGGGACAGAUCUCCGCGGAUCGUCCUGCGUCGUCCAGAGACGGAGCGUGUGCACGGUGAUCCCGGCGCCGCCAAGCCCGGGGGGGAGCUACAAGACUUCAUUCGUCAGGAAGAAUCCGACCUAUGUGUGGCUUGACAUCACCGCUCUUAGGACCGGGUGGAAGGCGACGAGGUUCCGGAGCGGGAGCGAGGCGCACAGGGUGGUGGACUUGUACGUGGGUGCCGAACACAGGGAUCCCGAGGCCUGGAACCCGUAUUUCGAGCCGGUGAUCGCGGGGCUAAGAUUUGAGUCGCCAAAGAACCCGGAAGUCCGGGUCGACGUCGUGGUCGGGUGGAGGAGAAGGGUGGACGGAGAGUGGAAGCUUUGGUUUCACGCCUGA